AGUGUGCAACUAAACUAAGAAUUUUCUUUAAAUGAAAUUUAUGGGUUGGUGAAUUGUCUCAUUUGAUCAUUUUCACGGUUAAAUUGGUUUACCACGGUCCUGAACAAAUCAAUAUUAUAAAUUUGGAAACAUGCUCUAGUCUCCUCUGCAACUACUCUCUCUUAGCAAUCGAUCGGUCUAGCAAUGGAAUUAGUAGCUUCUUCCUCUUCUUCUAAACCAUUCCGCACUCCCACCAAAGUAAAGACCAAGUAUGAUGUUUUCAUCAGCUUUAGAGGUGAGGAUACUCGCUAUGGUUUCACAGCCCAUCUUUAUGAUGCUCUGCUCAACAAAAAAGUUGAGGCAUACUUAGACGAGGUCACUCUCAGGAGAGGAGACCAAAUCUCACCUGCGCUUCUUCAAGCAAUUCGGCAAUCCAAGAUCUCUGUGAUCGUUUUCUCGGAAAAUUAUGCUGACUCCCCAUGGUGUUUGGACGAGCUCGUGAGAAUUAUGGAAUGCAAGGAGAUUCAUGGGCAGAAAGUGGUUCCCGUUUUUUACCAUGUUGAUCCUUCGUGUGUGAGGAAUCAAAAGGGGACUUACGAAGCUGCCUUUGUUGAGCUUGAACAGCGAUUUAAAGAUAAGAUGGAGAAGGUGCAGGAAUGGAGGACUGCUUUGACUAAAGCUGCCAAUUUGUCUGGCUGGAAUACUCACCAGAUCAGGUCUGAAUCCAAAUUGAUCAAAACAUUAGUUGAAGACAUUAUCAAUAAAUUGAAGUCUAUGUUUUCUUCAAGUGGUUUUUUGGAGGAGCUAGCUGGAAUAAAUAGACGCACGGAGCAAGUUGAAUCCAUGUUGUGCCUUGACUCAUCUAGUGAUCGGGUGGUAGUGGUUGGCCUUUGGGGAAUGGGGGGUAUAGGCAAGACAACCCUUGCUCGAGCUGUGUUUCAGAAGAUUUCUCAUCAUUUUGAAGGUUGUUGCUUUCUUUCAAAUGUUAGAGAAGAAUGGGACAAUGGACGAAAAAAAUAUGAGUUACAAAAUAAGCUUUUCUCAGAAUUAUUGGAUGAAGACAGUAAAAUUACAAAAAUGCUAUCUAUUUUUGACAGAAAUAGACUCCUUUCCAAGAAGGUUCUCAUAGUUCUUGAUGAUGCCAAUGAUCCAGAGCAAUUGGAAUUUUUGACUGGAGAUGGUGAAUGGUUUGGGUUGGGUAGUCGAAUCAUCAUAACAACAAGAGAUGUUCAAUUGCUGAAGAAUCGAGCUGAUGAAAUAUACAAAGUUGAGGGAUUCAGUUUUUAUGAAGCUUUCCAACAUUUUCAAAAGAAUGCUUUAAGAAGAAACAUUCCAAUAGCUGAGUUUACAGAACUAUCAAUCAGGGCAGUAAAGUAUGCAGAUGGCAUUCCACUAGCUCUUCAAGUACUGAUGGGUACCCUAUUUAGUAAUAAAAGCAAAGAGAAAUGGAAAAGUGUACUAGAUGACUUAAAAGAUUCCCCCAAUGAAAAAAUUCAUAAUGUGCUGAAGAUAAGUUACGAUGGUCUAACUGAAAAAGAAAAAGAUGUCUUUCUUGAUAUUGCAUGCUUUUUCAAAGGAAAUGAUAGAAGUUAUGUAGAAGGAAUAUUAAGAGGUUAUGAUUCCGUUAUUGGCAUGAGAAUAGAUAAUCUGAUUGAUAAGUCCCUCAUAACUAUUGAGAAAGACAGCAAUUUGCUUUCGAUGCAUGAUUUGGUACAAGAAAUGUGUUGGCAAAUUGUUUUCCAUCAAUCCAUUAAAGAGCCUGGAAAGCGUAGUAGAUUGUGGACUCCUCAAGAUGUUUAUCAUGUCUUCAAAAAUAAUAAAGUCUCAGCUAUGGUUGAAGGAAUAUUCUUGGAUGUCUCUAAGAUUAAAAGAUUAAAUUUGAGCCCUGCUGUGUUUUUGGAGGCAUACAAUCUCAGAUUACUCAAAAUUUAUAGUUCUAAUGGAAUCAACAAUAACAAAUUAUGUUUCCCUGAAGGUCUUCAUUCUCUUCCUGAUGCACUAAGGCUUUUGUACUGGGAGGAGUAUCCAUUCAAAACUUUGCCAUUAAGUUUUGAUCCUGAGAAGCUUGUUAAACUUGCUAUGCCAAACAGCCAUGUUGAGCAACUUUGGGAUGGAGUCCAGCCUUUACCGAACUUGAAGGUUAUUGAUCUCAGUUACUCUAAGAACCUGACCUGUAUUCCAGAUCUGUCUCAAGCUCCUAACCUUGAAAUGAUAUAUCUCGAUUAUUGCAUAAAUUUGCUCCCUGUUACAUCACAAUUUCAAAAUCUUGAAAAGCUCAUUGAGUUGAAUAUGAAUUAUUGUUCAAAGCAAAGAAGUCCUCCCAACUUAAGGUCUGUUGAAACUCUUGAACUUAGGGGAUGGCAGAAUCUUACAAAUAUUCCAGAAUUAAAGGAAAAUAUGGCUCACUUAGACUUAAGUGAGACUGCAAUAGAAGAAUUGCCUUCAUCUAUUAGUUCCUUGGACGAACUCUUUGAAUUAAAACUUCAGAACUGUAAAGGCCUUAGGAGUCUUCCUGCAAGCAUUUGCCAGUCGCAAUACUUGACUGAACUUAAUCUAUCUGGCUGCUCAUCUCUUGAAAAUUUACCAGAUCUUCCAAGGACUCUAUGCUAUUUAGAUGUGAGUGGAACAUUGAUAGACCAACUGCCCACAUCAAUUGAAUCUCUUCCUUAUCUCAUGAACAUUUAUUUAAGGGAUUGCAAAAGGCUUCAAAGUCUGCCAACAUGCAUUUACAAGUUAAAGGAACUUAGAAGGCUUAAUCUAUAUGGUUGCUCGAAAUUUGAUAACUUCCCGGACAUUUUAGUGCCUAUGAAGCAUCUAUAUUACCUUAAUUUAUAUGGAACUGCAAUUAAGGAGCUACCUUCAUCAGUUAAAAAUCUACCAAAUCUUGGGGAGUUAGACUUAGGAAUGUGUGAAAAUCUCCAGUUUCUCCCACGUUGUGUCUAUACUAAAUUCCUGGAUCUUUGUGGCUAUUCACAACUUAUAAAGUGGCCUAUCCCCACAGAUGGAUUCAGCUCUUUGUCUAGCCUUUCUUUGUACAAUUGCAAUGCAUUAGAAUUUCCAGAUUGGCUCGGCUGCUUAUCCUCCCUGGAAAAUUUAUAUCUGAGUGGGAAAUUUGUUGAUGAAAUACCUGCUAGCAUCAAACAACUUUCAAAGUUGAAGCAUCUAGGCAUAAGCUAUUGGAAGAGCCUUAGAUCGUUGCCCGAGCUUCCAUUUUGUCUAAAUAUUCUAAAUGCACGAGGUUGCACAUCAUUAGAGACUCUAUCACUUUCGAGGAUCGAACUUACAAAACCUAAUGUCCGACCCCAGCUUGAAAGAGAUCAGCUCCUCUUAUUUUUUAAUUGCCUAAAGUUGGACCAGAACACACGCAACAUCAUUAUAGCUGAUGGGCAGCUUAGAAUAAUUUACAUGAUUGGAAAAAAUCCAACUUCUUGGGUUGCUGUAUGCUUUGUAGCUGAAUUUGAAGAGUACAAUCAUUCUCGUGGAGGUUUAAGAAUUCUAUUUGAGUUUCAAGCGAAGACCAAGUCAGGUGAAUGUCACAAAUCCAGAUGUAUUUUAGAGAUAGGUCCUUAUAAUUAUGAGAAGACGACAAGUAGAAUAAAAAAUGACAUUGUUAAUUCAGAUCAUGUAUUCAUGUUGUAUGAGUACAAAAGCUUUCUUGCUUGUCAAGAAAUAAAAGAAGCUCAUAACGUGAAUGGAGUCUCAUUUUCAAUAUGUCCAAUAGGUGGAGAUGCUGUAACACCUAUUCAUUCGUGUAGAGUGAAAACAUGUGGUAUCCGCUUGCUGUAUGUUGAAGAAGCUCAGGAAUUUGGUCUCCUAAUUAAACCUGAUUAUGGCCGGACUUCAAAAGUAGCAGAAGAAGAUGAUGAUAGUUCUACUUCUAUAGACUUGUCUAAAUUAUCUGACUCCACUGUAGAAGAAGAAGAUGUUGAUGGGUUCUUUGGCGAUUUUAGUUCCAAUGAUUGUGAAAAUAAAAUUAGAGAUUCUCAUGAACCGAGUGAAAUUACAAAAGAUGAUGAAUCAAACGUAAGUGAUUUAGACGACUCUGCUUUGAAAAAGGAAGAUUGUGAUACACCAAGUACAAUUGCAGCUGAUAUAGAUUAUUUUGAAGAAGGAGAAGGUUCUCUUAGCUUAAACUGGUUCGAACCAAUAAGUAGAUGCCAUGCAACUCUUAACAGUGCCUCUACUGAUGUAAAAGAGAACAAGCAAGAACCAACUGAAAGUGAAAUAACACCCAACUCUGCUGCAAAAGAACACGAAGAAGAUGUGAAACCAAGCGAAAGUGGGUCUAUGGACUCUAUUGAAGCUAACAAUGAGGAUCGAAAUUCAUUUUCAAAUGGUUGCUUUCUAUUUCUCUCCCAUAUUAAAGGUAUUUGCAAGUGGUUUUUCGGGAAUAAAUCUGGUAAUGAGCUUAAUCAAGAAACACCAUCUUCAUCUGGAUCAGUACAUGAGCGACUUCAGGCUCUAGAGGUUACAAUACAACAUCUUCAGUCAGAGAACACUAAGUUGCGAGAUCAGAACCAUCAGCUUUCACAGCAGUAUUUGCAGAUGCCAGCAACUAUACCUAAAUCGCCACUACUUGAAUCAUCAUCUCCAUUUUCAAUGCAGUUACCUGACCAGAACAUACAAAUCUGGCAGUAUUACCCGCAAAUGGCACCAGCAGAUCAGAAUAUAUUGUACUAUCCACAAACUGUGAUGACGAUUCUGCCUCCUAGAUUUCCUGCACAUCCAUUUGUUCAGAACCAGCAUAUGUCUCAGCAUCCGCAAAUGAUGAUGUCAAGGCCACUUCUUGGAUUUUCUUCUGGAAUUCCCACGAACCAGGCUAAUCAUCAACGCCCUUCAUCAUCAUCUCAACAAUAGUGGAAGGUAAAAUCCUUUGUUUGGAAAAUUUGUAAGUUCUGACUGCCCUGCUACCUGCUGCUGUUUGUUUCAAUAGAGAGAGGUGGAGAGGUGAGUCGUUUGUGACUUGUUUAGUAGAUGUUUGAAUCAAUUUUCAUGUUCUGUUUGCUUAGUAAAGAGGUCUGGAGGUGUUACGAGGGAUGUCCAAUGUUUUUAUGAGAGUGGAGUAGCAAUUGUUUUUCCAUAGAUUUCAAAUUGUAUGCAACUCUGGCUUUAAAAGUGUACUUUUGAGCUUGACUUUAUCUGCUUUGCAAUGCCUGUUAAAAGUGUUUAGGUGAACCAGUUAAAUUUGGCUCAUAUAAAGAACUUUUACUUGUACUAUUUAGAUGCAAAAGUUAAAGCUUUGUGAAGCAGAUCGACAGAUUCUCUCACUGUAUUUAAAAACAAGAGCACUAAUUUUAGUA
Messenger RNA from Humulus lupulus (European hop), 5279 nucleotides. RefSeq names its product TMV resistance protein N-like. NCBI's taxonomy places the organism in Eukaryota, Viridiplantae, Streptophyta, Magnoliopsida, Rosales, Cannabaceae. Gene Ontology annotation, molecular function: ADP binding. The transcript is spliced from 7 exons. The record is from RefSeq and is a predicted model, not a curated record. Gene Ontology annotation, biological process: defense response; signal transduction. Bases 184 to 4836 code for a protein of 1550 amino acids.